Hemicordylus capensis (graceful crag lizard) is the source of this 3139-nucleotide messenger RNA. RefSeq names its product FIGNL1 interacting regulator of recombination and mitosis (gene FIRRM). Bases 145 to 2850 code for a protein of 901 amino acids. The transcript is spliced from 24 exons. NCBI's taxonomy places the organism in Eukaryota, Metazoa, Chordata, Lepidosauria, Squamata, Cordylidae. The record is from RefSeq and is a predicted model, not a curated record.
GCUGCUGGGACGAGUGGGCGGGGCGGCCCUCGCUGAGCGCGGCAAAGCCAGAAGGUGGCGGGCGGCGGAGCAGAGGCGGCCUCCCUGAGGGGAGAGGACGGCGGUAGCAGCAGCGGUGGCAGCCCCCGCCUCCCCGCCCUCACCAUGUCCCAGGCGGAGCCCGAGGCGCUGUCGCUGCUGUCGGAGGUGGAAGGCUGGGACGCAGAGCUGUGCCGCCGCCAGCUCUCCGCAGUCCUGCCUCGGCUCCUCUCUAUGUAUCAGAUUUCUGACAACUGGACUCAGCAUAUUUGUGUCUUAAGGAUCCUGACAGAAAGAUUCCUGCCCCACAUUAAUCUUUCUGAGUUAGAGGAAACAUUUUUCCCUAAAAUAUUACCAAAGACAUUACAGUUAUUUGAUCUUUUGAUAUAUGAAAUAACCAACCAGACAAAAACAUUAACGAGCCAGAAUGCAGAGUUACAUACGUCCUUGAGGAACCAUCUACAGGCUCUGGUACAGGUGUUGGAAGCAUUAACACGGUGUAUGCAACACAUUUGUACUGUGCAGGAGGCAGUUCCCUUAGAACAUAUUCACAGUCUUCCCUCUCCUGUUCUUCAUGUAAUCAAGAACACAUUUAUAUAUUGCAAGGACAGUGAGUCAUCAUACAGUGGGUGUCUCCACUUGUUUUCGGAUUUACUCCAGUCUCUGUUUAAGGAGGCGUAUGCUUUGCAAAGGCAGCUUAUGGAGCUGCUUGAUAUGGUAUCUAUGGAUUCCUGUGCUGCUGAAGACAGUUUACCAGUUACAGUAUCAGUGAUUCACACAAUGCUGGAGAUCUGUUCUGCCGUUUCCAACAUAGAUCAUGCCCUUCAUGCAAAUACAUGGAAGUUCAUAAUCAGGCAAAGUCUCAAGCACAAAUCUCUGAUAAAGAACAACUUGAAACAUUCUGAUAUCCUCAGUGGCCUUUGUGAGGACAUCCUGUUUUCUUUCCAGUCUUGUUUGCAGCUGGCUGAACAAAUGAAAAGGUCUGGGACACAGGAGAACGUUGAUUACAAGCUGUUCAAAAGGACAAUCAAGCUGUGUCAAUUCUUUGCUGUUUCCCUGGUACACUACACCAAGGAGUUCACUCCUUUCUUGAUGAAUUCUUGCUCUCAGUUACAUCAAACAUAUCUUCAAAUAUACAGCAAAUUUCCUCCCAGUCUUCAGGCUCCAGUGAUUUCUGAGGCCCAUCAGGAUGAAAUAGCCAAGGGAUUCCUAGUGGCACUGGAUACUCUCCUUCCUCAGCUGCUCUCUUUUAGACCUUUCCUAGAAGUGGUGUUAAGUAAAACUUUAAAUUUGUCUCCCGAGCUGCACUUUCCACAGUGUCGUCUUCUGCUUUCUGUAAUGGACAUGUUACCAUCCCAGCCCCAGGACGUACAGGCUCUUUGGAACACAGGAAGUGAGUUCCCAGAAGAAACUCCCAGGAUGCCCUUGUUUGCUGCCCUUUUCGUCAGUCUUCAGCAGUGCUCUGGCGAACUUUCUUUUCCUGUUUUUUUGCCAGGAGUGACAGGGACAGGGCAAGCUGAGGAUCCUGUCACUUUGUACCACUAUGUCUGCAUCCACUUGUGCACCUUUAUCACAACCCUCUCGGUGUCACAUUUCCCUCUACUGGAAUGUUCCCUGCUGGAAAUUGUACUUGGUUCUAACAUGAUCACUGCUCUCCUGGCUAUGGAUGCUUGGUGUUUCCUUGCCCGAUACGGGACAGCGGACCUGUGUGCUCAUCAUUCAUUCGUAAUAGCCCACUUGAUAAAAGCAUGUCCUGCAGAGUGUUACCAGGUCUCUCUGCUGGGGGUUCUAUUAAGACGCUUGCUCUUCUUGGUGGCUGCUGAUCACCAGGUGAAAUUUACCCAGAAAUUUCCUCCCAAAGACAGUGAGAACUUACUGUUGUGGCAGCAUCUUUCUUUGAGGGCCCUGGAACCUCUGCUCAGGAAGCAAAUUGCUCAUGAACUUCUUGUGACAGGACUUGCACAUUGUCAGGAGUGGCUGAGCAGCAAAAGACCAUUGGAGGAACUUCCACAGGUGAACACUGCACUCUCUGCCUUACUAUCCGUGUGCCAAACUGCUGGGGAGAUACUUGAGACGGAACAGCAAACAGCACUAAUUCGAGCUAUUAGCCAAUUCUUGGCUGUUCUACAUGCCACACAGGACUCCUGCUUGCAGCAGACCUUCUGCUUGAUGUUUCGACUUCUGCAGCUCUUCAUCCCAAUGUUAGCGCCUCAACUUCUACUUGAGAUCUUUGCGAUGCAAGCUUCCCUCCUCAAGCUGAAUCCCCCAGAUCAUGUUUUCACUGCAGUCUUAGAUUUUCUCUCUUCUAUGGGGAAACUCUUUAUCCCACCAGAUUUUCAGGUGCAGGUUCUGUCCAAGCUGUCUAGUUUAUUUGCUACCUUGCUGGCCAACAAUAGCUGGUUGAUUCAUCAGCAUGCCCUAGAGGCAUUCACUGAGUUUGCAGAGGGAACAAGCCAUGAAGAUAUACUCCCCCAGUGCCUUAACUCUGAAGAAAUCAAAAGCAAAGUAGUUUGUUUCCUUUCAAAGACCCAUCAGGUAGAGGAGACACCAGAAUCAAGAGCAGCACGACUAAAAGAGGAAAAUGCUCUUCUCAAGCGCAGCUCAUUGGAGGCCAUGGCAGACCAACAAAGGGUCCGGGACUUAGAGCCUUCCCCCAAAAGAACUUGCUACUCAUCCAGUGAGGGGCAAUACAAGUCAGCCAUAGACACUGUGGAAGAGACACUAGAGGCUGUGAAGCUGCUGCUACAGAAGAGCCCACCACCCCUUUGGCUUGCAAAGAAAUUGGAAGCACUACAGAUGACACUGAACAGUUUGAAGAAGAGCAUAUGCUGAUAGGUUUAAUGCUGCCCUUCAGGAUGAUUCCAGUUCUUUAUUACUAACCACAGUUCCGUGUGAGACCUACAGCUGGAAGUUGGAGUAGCAACCAGAGAUGGAUGGACUUAGAUGUAGCUUGGUUUAUAUUCAGCUUGUUUAGAUGAGCUGCAAGGGAAUGUGAGUUGGAGAAGUAAAUAUGCUAAGGUUGCAGUUGAUUGGAUAUGGACUGAAAUACAUGUACAUUUUCCUAUGCCAUUUUCUUCUGUUGUAGCUUAACUUCUGAAAAAUAUCAGCUCUUUUCUGCUUA